AUGACUACUAAACUAUUAGCUAAUCAACUAAAAGGUUUAAUGACCGAUCCUGUUGAAGGUUUCACCGUUGAAUUGGUCAAUGAAUCAUCCUUGUUUGAGUGGAAGUUAUAUAAAACUCUAAUUAUUUCAAACAAAAAAAUGAACAAAUCCUCAUCACAACAAUUAUCAUCAUCCACUUCAUCACCAAUCAUUUAUUAUUAUUCACCAUCCAUUGGAUGCUCUACCAUUCCACCAUCGCCACCAUCAACACCGAUUUUCACAAUCAACAUCAAUGGUUAUUCUUCCAAUAGAGAUUUAAUCCUACCAGGAAGUUAUACUCCAUCACCAACUCCAACAACCACUCCAAGAGACCAUUUUGAUAUGUCUAUUUCACUUUAA
Messenger RNA from Cavenderia fasciculata, 378 nucleotides. RefSeq lists its product as uncharacterized. The record is from RefSeq and is a predicted model, not a curated record. NCBI's taxonomy places the organism in Eukaryota, Evosea, Eumycetozoa, Acytosteliales, Cavenderiaceae. The transcript is spliced from 3 exons. Bases 1 to 378 code for a protein of 125 amino acids.